Molecule: messenger RNA, 1794 nt
Organism: Sinocyclocheilus grahami
Lineage: Eukaryota; Metazoa; Chordata; Actinopteri; Cypriniformes; Cyprinidae
Product: amyloid protein-binding protein 2-like
Exons: 13
Coding region: 223-1794 (523 amino acids)
Biological process (GO): intracellular protein transport; proteasome-mediated ubiquitin-dependent protein catabolic process
Cellular component (GO): Cul2-RING ubiquitin ligase complex
Molecular function (GO): protein binding; ubiquitin-like ligase-substrate adaptor activity
Source: RefSeq, a predicted model, not a curated record
GGCGGGGCAUCUCGAUCGGGGAUGAGCUUUAAACAUGAGAGCAUAACCUUAGGGUUGUGUUCUCUAUCAUAACAGUCCGUUUCGAUCUCUAAAAGCGCUUCCAGCUGCGGGGGUGUAUGAGGAGCAUCAGAGUAAAGAGUUUUACCUCGAUCAGGUAGCGAAGGAGGUGAAAGUAGGAGUGGAAGAGGGGGGCUGUGGUUGGAUUUAGUGAAAGAAAACAAUAUGGCCGCGGUGGAGCUGGAAUGGAUCCCUGAGACCCUGUACAACACCGCUAUCUCAGCCGUGGUCGACAACUACGGCCGAUCGCGACGGGACAUCCGCUCUCUGCCUGAAAACAUACAGUUUGAUGUGUACUACAAGCUUUACCAGCAAGGCCGCCUCUGCCAGCUGGGAGGGGAGUUCUGUGAGCUGGAGGUCUUCGCUAAAGUCCUCAGGGCCUCUGACAAAAGGCACCUCCUACACCACUGCUUCCAGGCUCUGAUGGACCACGGUGUAAAGGUUGCUUCAGUCCUGGCCAACUCUUUCAGCCGCCGAUGUUCAUACAUCGCAGAGUCAGAUGCGCAUGUGAAAGAGAAAGCUAUACAGUUUGGCUUUGUUUUAGGUGGCUUUUUAUCAGAUGCCGGCUGGUAUGGAGAUGCAGAGAAAGUCUUCCUGUCUUGCCUCCAGCUGUGCACAUUACACGAUGAGGUUCUUCACUGGUAUCGUGCAGUGGAGUGUUGUGUGAGGUUACUUCAUGUGCGUAAUGGCAACUGCAAAUACCACCUGGGAGAAGAAACUUUCAAACUGGCCCAGUCUUACAUGGACAAACUAGCCAAACAUGGCCAUCAGGCUAAUAAGGCUGCCCUGUAUGGAGAACUGUGUGCCCUACUCUUUGCCAAAAGCCACUAUGAUGAGGCUUAUAGGUGGUGUAUAGAGGCUAUGAGGGAGAUCACCGUUGGCUUACCUGUGAAAGUAGUAGUUGAUGUUCUCAGACAAGCCUCUAAGGCAUGUGUUGUUAAGCGGGAGUUUAGGAAAGCUGAACAACUGAUAAAACAUGCAGUCUUCUUGGCACGGGAACAUUUUGGGCAUAAGCACCCAAAAUACUCAGAUACACUACUAGAUUAUGGAUUUUAUCUAUUAAAUGUGGAUAAUAUCUGUCAAUCAGUGGCCAUUUACCAGACUGCACUAGAUAUUCGGCAGUCAGUGUUUGGAGGAAAGAAUAUUCAUGUUGCAACUGCACAUGAGGACCUGGCGUAUUCGUCCUACGUCCAUCAGUACAGCUCUGGUAAAUUCGACAAUGCACUAUUCCACGCAGAACGUGCCAUAGACAUCAUAACUCACAUUCUCCCUGAAGACCAUCUGCUGCUGGCCUCAUCCAAGAGGGUGAAAGCCCUAAUCCUGGAGGAGAUCGCCAUUGAUUGCCAUAACAAAGAAACCGAGGAACGCCUCCUGCAGGAGGCCCAUGAUCUGCACCUCUCCUCCCUGCAGUUGGCCAAAAAGGCUUUCGGAGAGUUCAACGUUCAGACGGCAAAACACUACGGGAACCUGGGCCGCCUCUACCAAUCCAUGCGCAAAUUCAAGGAGGCAGAGGAGAUGCACAUCAAGGCCAUUCAGAUCAAGGAGCAGCUGUUGGGACAGGAGGACUACGAGGUGGCUCUGUCAGUGGGACACUUGGCCUCGCUCUACAACUACGAUAUGAAUCAGUACGAUGACGCAGAGCGUCUGUACUUGCGUUCCAUCGCUAUUGACAUGCUGCCACAUGUAGAUUGUGAUUUAGCCAAAGUGCUGUUUCAGAUGGACGAUGGUGAUCCUUGA